AUGAAUCUUCGAUGCAAUGAAGUUCUUAGUCAUUCGCGUAUUCACGGUCAUGUAUUAGAAAUUGGUACGGGCACUGGAAUCAAUUUUGCAUGUUUACAUAACAAUACACGUAUUAUUGAUUAUACUGGCAUCGAACCGAAUUACCACAUGCAUUAUUAUGCAAAUGCAGCUACAGACCGAUGGAAUAUUCCGUUUAAAGUGCGCUUGUCGACUAAUUCAGCGACCAAUAUGACUGACAUCGAAUCGAAUAGUAUCGAUACGAUCAUAAUGACAUUUGUUCUAUGUAGUAUACCCGACCCAUUACCUAAACAAUUGCUUAUUGAAGCACAUCGUGUUUUGAGAUCUGGCGGAGAAUUACAUCUAUUGGAACAUGUUCUAUCCGAUCCAAAUGUAAAACCAAUAACAAAUUCAUUUCAAAAAUUAAUUGAACCUAUAUGGACUAUAGUUGGUGAUGGUUGUCGCUUUAUACCAACUGGAAACUAUUUAGAUGAGAUGAAAACAGUCUAUUCCAAAGUCAACUAUGAAAAUAUCGAAAUACCCGUUCCAUUGCUUUUAAUUAAAGACGCUAUCAAAGGUGUACUUAUCAAAUGA
Adineta steineri is the source of this 591-nucleotide messenger RNA. The record is from the annotation of a GenBank genome assembly. Lineage: Eukaryota; Metazoa; Rotifera; Eurotatoria; Adinetida; Adinetidae.